Xiphias gladius (swordfish) is the source of this 3268-nucleotide messenger RNA. RefSeq names its product sorting nexin 24 (gene snx24). Bases 206 to 724 code for a protein of 172 amino acids. Lineage: Eukaryota; Metazoa; Chordata; Actinopteri; Istiophoriformes; Xiphiidae. Gene Ontology annotation, molecular function: phosphatidylinositol phosphate binding. The record is from RefSeq and is a predicted model, not a curated record. The transcript is spliced from 8 exons.
UCUCGGCAGACAACGGGAGAAUUUCCUGUGUUGCACACCACGAUUGCGCAAGGCGAGAGUACGCCAUCAAAUCUCUCCCCGGCGCUGUCGAUUGCUCCAUCCUCCGCUCCGCCAGGGCGCACCACCGAGACUUCGCCCUCUCGUUUGAAUUCAGGGAUUUUUAUCGGGCUGCCAGAGACACCGGAGUCAAACCACCAGCACCGAAAUGCAUCCAGUGAGAGUGGUGAUUCCGUCGUUUCGCUCAGAGAACAACUCGAUCGAGAGAGGAUACACGGUCUUUAAAAUUGACGUGCUGAUGAAUGGCAGACAGCACACAGUUGAGAAACGCUACAGCGAAUUCCACGCUUUGCAUAAAAUGCUAAAGAAGAGCAUAAAGCCACCUGAGAUCCCUUCAAAACAUGUUAGAAACUGGGUUCCAAAAGUCCUGGAGCAGAGGAGGCAAGGCCUGGAGCUCUACCUGCAGACUAUAAUUAUGGAAAAUGAGGUUCUUCCAAAGAUAUUCCUGGAUUUCCUGAAUAUCCGCCACUUUCCUUCAGUGCCAAAAACAGAAAGCUGUGGGUCAUUCGAUACAGAAUCAGAAGAAUCAAGUAAACUUUCACACCAGCCCGUCAUGCUGUUUCUGAGAGACCCCUACCUGCUGCCAUCUGCACAUGAUGCAUGUUCUAAUGUUGUGAUUGAAGGUGUGAUACAUGGAGUUUUCUACCCAGAUCUUCAACCAAGGUAGAGCUGCAGAGCCGAAACUGAGCAAAUACCUCUACAAAAACGGAUGCUUCAUAUUUUCACGCCAUUUUAGGUGUGCAUCAGCAAGGACAUAACAUGUAAAGAUACACUGAGCCUGAUUUAUAUUUCUCAAAGCAUAUAACAAAAAUCCAGGCAUUUAAAAAAAGGUUGCCUAAUCUUUCAAUAAAUCGCUGGCACCACAUUUUAAAGCAUAAAAAACAUAAACUAUUGACCUUAAACCCAGUAACUUUUACAAAUUACCAUCAGUUGUUAUUAAGAGGCACAGUAUUGAACCGUGUUUCAGUGAAUUUGCCUGAUUCUCCUUAGAAAAUAUUUUAAGUUAACAAUUUUCUUCAGCUGCAUAAUUAACCUAUAUGUGAACCAGUUAGGCAGGUUAACUUAGAUGUUUUGAGACAUUACAUUCAAAAUAGUUAGGAAAAGAUAGCAUAAUCUGGAAUCUUAUUUUCAGGAAUUAUAGAGUUUAAAGCAUUGUAAUAAAUGAACUUAUAUUUUCCUUCUUUCUUAAGGAAGCAAUGAGUGAAAAAAACAUUUAGGAUAAAAACUGGGACUAUAUGAUGAUUAAAGUAGAGGAGACCUGGAGUGUCUUUUUUUUUUUUUGAGAGUUUAGUUAGUAAAUAGCAUAGCUUUUUUUAAUGGCACUGCAGGGCUGGGGAACCAGAAGGCAUUGCUAAUGUCUGUCAGGUUUGCCAGAGACAGAGAAGAGUUUUUGGUCUGUAAGGACAAAGCACAGGGCUGGAGAGUGGAGCUGGAACGUGGCCGGCGAACAGGGAGGUGCCACCACAUCGCUACCAUUGAUUUAGUUUUUGAAUCCGUUUUGAGCUGCCACAUGGAGCCAGCUGAGGGAGUGUAGCGGGACAACGUGGAUGAAUUUUUAAAGUUGGUGGAGUUGACAUCCAUGUGCCACAUGGUAGGGUGGAAAUGACUUGAGCUUUUUGUAGAGGUUAGGGCCAGCUAGGAACCCCUCUCUUGAGCAUGAGAUGCCUGUGAAUGGGUAUUGUAGUGUUGACAGUGGUGUUAGUGAGCUCUGCGGGGCUACUGGGCGAGCAGCUCAGUUUGAUCUGGUGAUGAGCUCGAGGUUUUGGGCACAGAGGCAAAUGCGGCGAAACCUGUGAGUGAGAAAAGACACAUUUUGCUUGAGAUCAGUGUCACUACAGUUGUUGACAGAGCAGUUAUAAGAGGAUUAGGGUGAUUAAAACCAGCUUCAAACUCUGCACAAAACUCCCAUGGUAGCUUUAGGUACAGGUAGAUUUUCACAUCAAGGUUUCAGUUUGUGUAAUGGAAAUGAGGAUCAUGUUGAUUUGUGUGCAGGAGUAGGAAAAAUACUUUUGAUAACUAAAGGCCAGUAUCUAACACUAAUACCAGUCAUAUUGCAUUAAGUUUUAUAUUUUUUGAAUAAUGUAUAGAAAAACCAUUUUUCACUUGCGGUGAUUAAAGGCAUAGUCACCCUUUGUGUCAAGGGAUGCGUGAGGGAGGUGGUGAUUUAAAACAAAACCAGUAAAAUACUGUGCAAUAUAAAAUAAAAUACACAGUCUUUAUGUAAUUCCCUGUAAAUUAUUGUAUGUGAAACUACAAAUCAUCUCCUGUUGUGAACACUGUAAAUGACUUGUAGUGAAUCCUUGUGUUGCAUGUCACUUCAUGGACAGUACUUGAUGACAGAACACUUGUCUGACCUGCCUUUAGUGUUUUCUUGUGUGACUGGACCUCCACCACGGCACAGUGAUAACCACACAAUUAAGUUAAAAGCCUCUUGAACAAUUAACCGCAACUAAACAGAUCAUGAUUUCACGAUUUAACAAAGUAAAUAAUUUCCUAGACAUCCAUCUUGUAGACUUGUAUGUAUUUAUAUUGUGUAACAUUGUACUCUUCAUGCUCUGAUUAUGUGAAAAGUAUCAUUAAUGUGCCAUAAUGUCAACCUACAGUGAACACUGGAAUUCUACUGUAGCACUUUAAAAUGGGCGACGUAAAAAUACUGACACCAAUAAAAUUCAUUAUUUCCACAAACUACCUUUGUCAAAAUGAAAGUUCAAGUUGAUUUUUAAUUAAAAGUAACACCAGGUUAAUUGACAGCAUAAGCUCUUUAUUAGAAAAGUGACUUUAAAAAAGGCUGUCAACUGACAAGCUAACAAUUGUUUUCAUUCUGUUUUGCUCACAUUGUAGGGUUAGCAUAAAAAGGUCAGAAGAAUGGUAACAGAGUAAAACCUCCACAUGUAGUUUGUAUUUGUAAAUCUGCAAAUUGUAAAUUAUUUGGCAAGAAUUUUCUAAAUUAGAGUUGAGCAAUAAAAUGAAAACGUACCUACAGGGGUCGAACAACCUGAUCCUGUUCCUAUCCUGUCAGUAUGUUCAUUAAAAUCUGUCCCUUUAGAGUGUACCACCAUUAUUCAGUCACGUUUCCACCUCUGUUCUACAACUUCAUUUUCCAAACAAAGCAGCAUUAAUGGUUUAGUGUAGUUAAAAUAUGAUCGUCCAGCUGAUCAUAUAAUGCAAACUUCUAGCUGUCAUAGAACGCUCAUUUUACAAUAAUGCUAAA